Molecule: messenger RNA, 5228 nt
Organism: Onychostoma macrolepis
Lineage: Eukaryota; Metazoa; Chordata; Actinopteri; Cypriniformes; Cyprinidae
Product: protein shortage in chiasmata 1 ortholog
Exons: 30
Coding region: 423-4769 (1448 amino acids)
Biological process (GO): resolution of meiotic recombination intermediates
Cellular component (GO): condensed nuclear chromosome
Molecular function (GO): single-stranded DNA binding; ATP hydrolysis activity
Source: RefSeq, a predicted model, not a curated record
AAUCAGUGAGGUGGGCGUGGUCGUCGCGUAGCUGCAACCUGUCAAUCACUGAGAGAGCGCGCGCGUGUGUAAUAUCUCCCCUCAGACAGUUUUAGUUUAGAUUUGUUAGUUAUGUCCCGUUUUAAGUGCACAACUGACCGGUUUAACUCGGUUGUCUUGUAUUAAUUAAAUGAAUUGAAUUACUCUAUCGCUCGUCAUUUAAACAGAACCGACAUUUCACGAUAUAUUCUGCGCGAUCGCUUAAGUAUGGAAUUGACAGGCCACAUCAAAACCAGACCAUUUUAAAAUUUUACAAUUCCGUUUAACUGAGGGGUAAAAUGUGUACUUUCCCUGAAAACUGCACUCCAAUCGCGUGAAGAUCAUAUCUUGUAAAUUCUUAGCUUUUUUGUUUACUUUUUAAGCUGCUUUGGUGUGAUUUCAACAUGAAUUCCUGUGGUCAAACCCAACAAAUGGUCAGUUUCAUGGCUGUCGGGUAUAAGGGCAUUGAUUACAUCUCUGAGGCCUCAGUCAGACGCAGAAUGAUGAUCAGCUUGUUAGAACUUCCGGUUCCGUUCCAGCUGGUCAGUAACAUCUACCCACACAAUGGACACGUGCAGGACAAAGCUUACAGAGUACCAUGGAAGAACAAAACGUCAGUUUGUACUCUACAAGUGACUGGGUCUGUAAUGGAUGAUUUGAAGGCCAGCACACGUUUCAGUGACUGUUUGGAGAGGUUUAAUUUGUUGCAGACAGGAAGAGGCCAAGAGGAAGUGGUUCCCAGCUCUAACCCUGCCUCUCAGUGCAGUAUUUCUACCACAGAAGCCCUCUGGCUCUUAGAUGGAGUUGAGAGCAGUACCACCAGAUCACCUUGGGAAGAGAGUUUUAGUCCAUGUACACCAGAUACAUGCUGUGAUGAUCUUUCUCUGCCAGAGGAGGUGAUAUUCAGUGACCAUCUGCAGCAGUUCAAAAGCCACCUACCACCAUUUCAAAUGAUGCUUCAGAGGCUAAACAUCAUUAUUGUCUCGGAUCCAGUUCUCAAUUCAUCAGUAAAUCUCUUAGAAGAGGUUAUUUUUAGACACUGUGCUUCCUACGAUGCAGUGUUAGACAAGGUAACAGGUGCCACGUUUACUUUAAAUGCUACAGAAGAGUUCAAAAAAGAGGCAGUACUGAACGAAGAGUCUCUGAUGUUGCCUGUUGAAGUUCAAAUGGACUGCGUUCCAAGACAUGAGCCCAAUUAUUCCUUUGCGCAAAUGCAAGAUUUUCUAAAUGUCACCCGUGAACCAAUAGAAGAAUGUUUCCCUUUAAAAGAUCUUCUCAAAGAAGGUAAAACUACUACUAUACAAUGCCCCCAAAGAGUAUUUGGAAACUUAAAAAUUUCUGAAUGUCAUUUGCAUUACAAUCAGACAUCACCUCUGGAUAAACACACGGCUGAGUUGGAGGUCCUGGAAAUGCCUGAAAGCUGCUUUGCUAACAUCACCUUCAAGGAGCCACAAUCUCCAGUUGCUUCGAGGUCUUAUGCUGAGAUGGAAUUAGACCUGCUUCUUUCACCAUGUGGUCAUACACUGUGUCUACCAGACCUGUGUAUGUCCAGCAGACAGCUGUCAGCUGAGAUUAUGUCACCGGUUUAUAAGCCGCAUUUCAUGUCAGACAGUGAUUGUGAAAAUAUGGAAAAAGCUGUUUGGAUGGCAGAGAAACAUCCCCAAUGUGUGGCUCGAUUUUUACUUGCUGAACCACAGGUAGCUAAGCCAUUGGUCCACAUUCAGUCACUCCCAGAGCUUCUCACACUCCUGAAGGUGGAGAUGGAGCAGGUUGCAGAACCCAAAGACAAUAUGGGCCAGUUUCACCUCACUGGCAGUACAAUGAUGCUUCCUGAAAACGUCUUCAGAAAUCUCUCCAUCUAUACUAAGAAAAUGUCCACAGAAGACUGUAAGAGAGCUUUGAGAAAGCCACAUGUGGAUGAAACGUUCUCACCACUGUCUAUUGUGAAAAUAGAUGAGUUGCUGAGUAAGUGUGCUUCAAAUGCAGCAUUGGCACCUUCAGGUCAUCCUACUGCAGUUCACCUUUCCCAGAGUAAACCACUGCAGUCAGCUGUACCUGCACAGGUGGAUAAAGGUACGACUGUGAAGUUCUUUAUAAUGGAGUCUCACCAACAAGACAUUUCUACAGUGACAACAACCAGAGGACACUGUAAAGCUGCAGAGAUAAAGCAACACCAGUCUAGUCCAGCAGAAAGAUGCUCUGGGAAUUCCUCCAUAAGUCCUUCAGAACAGCAGCCCGUCAUCUCUAAAGUGAUUGAGAAGUCUAAGUUUUCUUCACUGAAGCCCAGUGUUAAACAUAUUGAAGUGAUAUCCAAUAUACAAACCCUUCUUAAGCAGUCAGAACAGAGAAGAGAAGAUAUGAUCUCUAAAUCAUCUCCAUUAUCAAACAGUUUGAGAGGAAGAAAGAGAAAUAAUUCUGUUGUUCUGUCUCAUGAAGACCUGAACCCUUUGUCGUCUUUUUUGACAUUAAGAACAAUGCAAAUGCAAAAACCUCAACGGAGCAGUCUAACAUCUGCAGAGGUAAAUGUGAGUCAGAAUUCUGCAGGAAAAGCCUUGCUAGAGAACAGAAUAAAAACAGCGAAUCACAUCUCAGAAACACAAAGCAGUGUCAUUGCCGCUGAGACGAGCUUUCCCCGUGAAGAGAAACAAGAGACCAUCAGCAAGACUGUAUACGUCCAAGCCACAGAGUGUCAAAGAGAUGCAUAUAAGGAGCUGCAUGCUUUGGCUCUGCCCUCUUUGGGUAAAAUGCAGGAGCUGGGCAUCUCUGCUUUGAACAACAGAGACUUUGGUACUCUGUCUUCUGAACUCACAAGAUUCCUCGUAAAGCAGCAAGGGAGAAUGCUUCAGACAGAACAGAAUGGGGACAGUGUGUUUAAUGAAAUGACACUGCUACAUAUUCUGGUCACGCUGAAGGAACAUGUUCUUCUCACAUGUGACCUCAGCACAGCCAAUGGUUACCUGGCUAAUGUGAAGGAUUCCUGUGCUCUGAGCUGUCUGGAUGAGCUGUUGAGAAAGUUUGAGGUGCUGCAGCAUCUGAUUCAGAAGAGACAAGAACCUAAUCCUAAACUCCUGGAGCUUCAGGAGCAGAUCAACACAUGGAUUAAUUCCCAUACUAACCACAACACUAAAGUUCUAGUUUUGACAGUGAACCGUGUAAACACAGAGUUGCUUGUAGCUCUCAAUCAGGUACGAGGAAACUCUGUGUCUGAAGUCAUCCCCGUUGAAGGAAAGAGUAAAGUUGUGAGCAGAGAAGUGAUGGACAGACUCUCCUGCAGUAAAUGUCUUGUUGUGUGCAGUCAGCACGUUGGUCCUGACUUCCCGUGGCAGAGUUUCAGUGUGGUGUUUGAGCUUCACUCUGUGGGUCACUCACCCUCCGGCAGUGUGUGUUCAGAGAGAAACAUCAACUUUAUCUCCUUCUCCACUGCAGUGCCUGAAUCCAAUUUCUCAGAAGAAUCUACUUCUGCAUCAUAUCUGGACACUAUUUCGUUUGUGUUGUUCGUCACUGAUGGUUUACUGCAACGCUUAAAGAUGCAACGCACACUGGAGACAAUGUACAAUAUGGUUCUGCUGGAGAGGAAACACUCUCCAUCUGCACUGCAGCUGGGUGGAACCCAUUAUGAUGUCAUCACCGUGGAUGAGAACACCGCCAUCCUCAUCCAGGAGCUGGGUGAGUUGGACAUGAGGAUUGGAGUGGUGUCUGAGCGUGUCGUCAUGAGACUCACAGUCCUCUCUCUGCAGUUCAUCCGCUGCUGGGUCAUUCUGCACUGCACUGAGAACCACAGGGCGCUGAUUUCCAGUAACAUCUAUAUCAAUCUGCUUCAUAUCUACUCUGCAUCUGUGUUGUUUGGAAACAAGCCUGAGAAGUUUGAUGUCAAGGUGUUACUGGUGUGUGAGGAAGAAGAGAUAGCCAGCUACAUCUAUAAGAUCUCCUUACAUACGCUGAUGAACUCGGAGAGAGAUGGACUGAGCUGGUUGGAUAGAGGCUGGCUUAGUGUGCAGCCCACAGAGGCGGAGCGUUGCCUUCUGCAGUUUCCCUGCAUUAAUCCUCUGGUUGCUCAACUGAUGUUGAGAAGAGCUCCAUCACUGCAGUGGCUGCUGGGAGCUUCUUUCUCUGAGCUGCAGGAAAUGUUCCCACAGAUCCCUCACAAAGUCAUUAAGCUCUUCAGUGACAUCGCAGCUGAGUCCAAAGUCAAAAAGAGUGAGACUACAUCCUUCUCAAACAUAAGCAGCCAAACUCACUCUCCCCUCUGGGAACAGGAUCCUGUUAAACCACAGAUACAGCUGGAGGAUGAGACGCCGCCUAACCAGUUUACAGAGCUGAAUUCAGGUCAUAACAGAAUGAGAGGAGAGGAUACAGCUCAUUUUCACUCAUACAACCCAUUAACGCCAAGCCAGUUCAGCCGAGGUUCAACUACAGCGAGCGCCUGGCAGCUACAGGGUGAAGGAUUCAUUCAAAACCCAGAUCUCAUGCCAGGCCGAGCUGUUCCACGAGGGUCUGCCGAUGUUCCCUCGGCUCUGCCCACUCCUGAAGUGCUGGGAGGCAGAAACACUGCGUGCGGAUUCAGCUUUAGACCGCAGAGUCAGACUCACUGGAGCUCACCUGAGAAUGAUCUGCCCAACAAGACAGGAGAGGAGAGGAAGAGGCGAGGAGAAGAUGUGCACAGUGUGCUUCCGCACAGCAAGAGAGGAAGAUUGCUAUGUGAACGAGUUCCAGGCAGAAAUGACGGACAGACCAGACUGAGAUUUUUCUGAGGAAGUUUUGCUACUUCAAGUAUAUCACUCGCUUGAGUGAUAUUUUAGAAUAUUUCUCAUGCUCAUCUGUAUUUUCAGUUUUCAUAUAGAAUGUAAUGUUACAUUAAUACAGUUCAGUCAAAUGUCCAUUAAAAUAUGUUUAUAAUUUAUAGUAAAUGUAUAAAAUGAAUGGUUUAUAAUAAAUGUAGAUAUUGUUCUAAUAAUUAGUACAUAUUAAUGUUUAAACUAUCAGCCUUUAGGUGCAUUUAUAUCAGUAUUUAUAUCAUAAUGACAGUUGCAAUAAAAAAAAAAAGAAAGUCAAAUCAAACAUUUCUUUUCAAAUUGACAUGAUUAUAAAUACACACACAUUUUCUUAGAUUUAAUAUUUUUUAGUAUUACUUAUUUUUUAGAGGGUUCCCACAGUUGUGACAAUUUACUCACUUUGUUUUCCAGGACUUUAAAUGUCAUGAAAAUUUAUGA